Bursaphelenchus okinawaensis is the source of this 1510-nucleotide messenger RNA. Lineage: Eukaryota; Metazoa; Nematoda; Chromadorea; Rhabditida; Aphelenchoididae. The record is from the annotation of a GenBank genome assembly.
AUGAAAUGGGCUACUAUAAUAUUGUUAUGUUUGAUGUUUAAACUUUGUGCUUGUGAAGUGUCUGGUAAGUUUAAACCCAGUUUAAUGCAAUUUCUGGGUCAAAAAGCUUAUAGAUAAUUCAGAAAAAGAGAUUUUUUUACUAGGAUUUGCUAACUAGUAAGCUAUCAAAAAUUUUAUCAAAUUACAUAAAAAGUUACGGUUGUUGUACUAAAAUAGUAAUAGCAAUUAAUACUGCAACUAUAUGACAAAGUUUAGUGUCCGUAACAUGUACCCCAGAUAUGAUGCAGCUUGUUUUGACAUUUGAGAGCAAGUUCAAUGGCAGAAUAACAGUCCUACCCCACAAAGAAUGCGAGAUUUUGGGUGAAAACAAGCGAUUACUACUGUUUCCGUUAUCUUUACAAUCGUCGCCGACUGAACGAUGCUACUUGAACAAGGUAUGUGCCAUAAAAUCACUUUCUACUCAAAAAUGAAUAAUUCUUUUCGAACAUAUUACCUAUAAAGUAUAAUAUUGUCAUAAGCAACUUCAAUUUAUGCUUUGAAGAUUAACCUGGUAACACUGAUAAAGGCUUGACAAACCCAGAUUUUUAAAAUUUUAUCUUUUACAGCCAACUUUUUAGAUAAACAACGACUACGUAGGUCUGGUACAAAUCCGUAAUCACAAAACAUUAGUUUUGUCAAACGAUGCCACUUACCUAGUGAAAUGUCCAGCUCACAUCAUUCCUCCACCUUCAAUCAACAACGGAUUUGAUGGGUAGGUAAAGGUAGUGUCGUGUUUAAUUUUAAAACAUGUUUACGAUAAAAGAACAGCCUAAAAAAUAUUCAAUAAGAGUACAAAUAUUUCGAAAUUUAUUGACGAAAAAUGUAAAACUGCGCGGGCUGCGUCAAUGAGGGCGCAGCUUGAAACAAAGUAAAAUAUUUUAGCAAUUUUUCAAGCUUUUUGGGAAAAUCUAUUUUUUAAGAGUAUUUAAAGGUAAAAACUAAAAUUCUAAUUAAAUAUGUUUCUUUCAGACCAUCUCUACAUGCCCAACUGUAUAUUAAUCCAAAAGGGAGCAAGUUCGAGCCCUCGUUUGAAGGAAUUCCGCUUGAAACUGUCACUGGAAAGUCGUACACUUUGACAAUUGUUGUUAAUCAAGGUCUGUGUUUUAUUUUAUUGGAAUAGUAUCAUUAUGACCCAUGAACGUAUUUUACAACGGUUUAAUCUUUAUAUUUCUGUAAUUUAUGAGUUACAUAUUUUGUUGCUGUAACAAUUGUUGUUUUAGGUCUAGAGCAACGUGUACGAGUUGGAAAAUGUUUAUUAUUUGCAAAUGAAGAUGUGGAAAAUACAGUAGAAUUGACAGAUAUGGUAAGUAUUUUGUUUUUAUUUCAAUUUAGGAGUUUUUAAUGCAAAUUUAUCUAAAAUUGCAUCUUGAAGGAUAUUGUUUUAGAACGGAUGCGCGAUAAACAUGCAUUUUGCGAAGAACUUCCGUUGGAUAAACGACGAUUCUGGAUGGGCUUUACAGACAGAGUUUGA